This is a messenger RNA of Cavenderia fasciculata, 5607 nucleotides long. RefSeq lists its product as uncharacterized. Gene Ontology annotation, biological process: proton transmembrane transport. NCBI's taxonomy places the organism in Eukaryota, Evosea, Eumycetozoa, Acytosteliales, Cavenderiaceae. The transcript is spliced from 13 exons. Gene Ontology annotation, cellular component: plasma membrane. The record is from RefSeq and is a predicted model, not a curated record. Gene Ontology annotation, molecular function: voltage-gated proton channel activity. The coding region runs from base 1 to 5607 and encodes 1868 amino acids.
AUGGAUGCCAAAGUCUCUUGCUUCAACAAAAAAAUCGUUUCUUUUUCGUUACUAUACGAUUGGAUUUGUUGGAAAAUCAGUCCUCUGCGAUUAUUUGCAAUCACCGUAUGUGCAAAUGAAAAAGUAGUUUCUGAUGUGCAAAUAUCCAUGAAUAGCCGUCUCUUGCCAUACCAUUUGAAAAAGAGACAAAAACUAGAAGAAUCUUUUCCAGAGCAAAGUUUGGUCUCUCAAAAAAACGGUCAAGAUGGCACACCCAUGGAUGAUUCCGAUGACGACGACGAUGAUGAUGAUGAAUCAUGGAAAUAUUUGCCUAUGGUGUGCGAACAAUGUGAUGCGACCAUUCCUAUUCUAUCGGAACAUGAAAAAAGAUUGGAUUUAUGUGGUGACCUGAUGGAUCUGUACUCGGUUGAUAUUCAACUAAAAAGGAAUGCAUUUGAAAAAAUGCCACCCUUUGAUUCAAAGGAUGAUCUAUUCCCUCCACCAGUACCAUUAAUUGCCGAAAUCAAUCAUCGACUCGUCAAAUUUGACCAACCUGAAUCACCCCAUGUGGAGAUUUUUCUACACGAGGCUCUCAACACCACCUCGAUAGCACUCAACAGUAACAGGUCAGGAAUUGCACCCUCCAUGCGGAACCUAUUCAAUCUUAUUAAAACUACAUCCGAUCCCUCGAUGCAAUUUAGAAUUCGUGAUGCAUAUCCCUUUGUCCACGACUCGUCUACUGGCGGAUUUGAAAAUGAAAUCAAACAUGAAAUCAUGGUGAAGGAAUUAAUGAACCAUUUUUCAAUGACAACGUCCAAGCUCAUUAUUGUUUGUGGACAAUUCCCUUGCAAGGCAGCCAAAGAGGCUUUUAAUGCCAAUCCUUUGGAUUACGAAAUGGUUGACUAUAGUCAAGAAUCUUAUCACACCAUUUUAGAUAAAGCCAAAGGCACAACCGAGGACAAAGAGGUGGAUGUAAGUAGGAUAGUUCCUAAAAGGCUCAUUGCUAUCGCUCCGCAUCCAUCAGUCAUGUUUGCGUUGCACAUAACAGCAGCCUAUAUUUUGAUUGCUCAUGAUAUCUACAAAAUGGCUCCAAAGGUAUCUCAAUUUGACCCAGUUCAAACAUUUAAAUCGAAUUCCCCCUCGUCUGCCUCGUCCUCCUUCUCCUCCACGUCCUUAUCAUCCACGUCAUCUUCAUCAUCUGCCUCGUCAUCUUCAUCAUCUGCCUCGUCUUCCUCGUCUGCCUUGUCCCCGUCCUCCUCGUCCUCCUCCACGUCCUUAUCAUCCACGUCAUCCUCAUCAUCUGCCUCGUCUUCCUCGUCGUCCUUAUCAUCCACCUCCUCUUCAUCAUCCUCCCCUUCGUCCUCCAAUCAAAAUACCACCAAACGCCCAAAUCUAAGUAACAAAACAAAAGAUUUUCCUAAACUUAAACAAUGGACGUUGGAACAUCUAGUUGAAGAGGCCACAUCCCGUAAAAUCGACGUAGAGAAUAUCAAAGAAGAUCGUCUUCAAGUGGAAUGUGUUUUGUUGAAAUCGGUCCUUGGGGUUCAAAUAUGGUCAGAACAAAAAAUUGAACAGUUUGAUCUAGAGAAAUCAAACUCGAAAAAAGAUAUACUGACCUAUGCGAGAGAAAAAAAUAUCCCUUUGACAGACUAUUGGUUCUUCAUGACGUUGGAAACCCUCAAAAAAGCCGUGCAAAGGUGUCUCGCUUCCACCUCGUCCCCAUCUCCGUCCUCCUACUUGCCCACCCCUUCCUCACCCUUGACCGAUAUCUCACUCCCCUCUUCCCCAUCCUUGACCGAUGCCCCACCCACUUCAUCCUCAUCCGAUACCUCAACUCCACCCUCUUCCACCGAUACCUCAUCCUUGACCGAUACCUCAACCACCUCAUCCGAAACCGAAACCCCACCCUCUUCCACCGAUACCUCAUCCUUGACCUAUACCUCACUCCCCUCACACUCAUUCUCCUACUCCUCCUACUCUAAACCUUUUGUAAAAAAUGAAAAGUGCGUUUACAAAGAUGAAGAGAAACAUAUAAGAGCAAAGAGAGAUUUUUAUCACUCUGGAAUGUGUAGAAGGCGCCGAAGCAAAUGGAAAGUUAUGAGGGAAAACAACCGUGGCAAUUAUCUUUAUAUCGGAAUUGAUCCUGGAAGGUCAAAAUGCACGAUUGUAGACUCUAUGAAUCGUGCUCGAGUGGUUUCAGUGGCAUCUUAUUACAACCUCAUGGGCACUGACCGUCUUCUGGCAAGACAACAAAACUACAAAAAGAACCCGGUCCUGUCCAAAUUUGAAAGUGGAUUGCCAACCUAUAAUACCUUUGAUACUUUAUUCAAUGUAGAAUCUGUAUUGAGACGAAUAGAGUAUGAAAGAUUUACCCAUAGGGAUCAAUGUCGUCUUUAUUCCCAUGUAGUGACGUCCUAUACGUUUCAGACCAUGGACAAGAACAGGAACAUUGACAAGAAGCGCGCCCAAUAUGCCUAUGCAAAGAGCUUUGUACCACCAACAACAAUCCCGAAAAAUAGAAUAGUGAUUUAUAUUGGAGGGUCUGAUUUUUUCCGUGGAUCCCGAGGUGGUGGUAGAACUGGUUGUACAUCAAAGACACUACUCAGACUGUUUUUGAAUAUGGGUUACAAGGCACGUCUUGUCAAUGAAUUUAAUACCUCCAAAAUUCAUAAUGCAUGUGCCUCCAAAAUUCAUUCUACCAACAACAACAAGUUCCUAAAAAAAGCUAAACACCAAAAGGUUAAAAAUGUGUUGCCAGAAUCUUUUGAAAAGACCCAUGUUGUUGGUGCACCCAUAUCCUCCACGUUUUCAGACAAUGGUGUUCGUUGGCAAGGAAAGGAUUCCAAGUUAUGUGAUGGUUGCAAAUUGACUGAUUACAAUUGUCAAUGCUCCAAGGCUCAAUUGGCGGACAAAGAGAAUGAUUCAACUCUGAAAGUGUCUCAAUUGGCAGAUGAUAUGAAUGAAACUCUAAAAGUAUUCAUAUCACUUGAAAAUACUUCACCUUCUCCAACUAUGCUAUUGGAAUCCCUUUUCUCUUUAAGCAAAAAGACUGUCAAGGAGUUGAUAGAGUUUUGCAAUCUAAACUCUAUCAAAUACCAUCAACAAGAAGAGCCAACCAAAGGGAAAAACAAAAGAGGUUCUCACAAGGAUAGUAAGGGUGGUGCUACCAACAGCAAAAAGGACCAACUUAUCAACGCUAUCAUCAAGUUUAAUUUUGAAAAACAAAAAAGGGAUGCUAGCAAAAAUAAGAAAAAGAGGUCAAAAUCGUCAUCAACUACUAAUGAUCGUUGUAAGGACCAAGAUCAAAGCAAUAGUCAAAAGGAUGGGAACAAGUCUACAAGCAACUCUGUUUCGACCCACGAUUAUGGUUUUGGUAAGUCUCUUUGUGAUAGUCAGAUCAAAGAUCUCUGGAAGUCAAUGAACCCAAAUGCGACAGAAAUGCCAUUUAAAACUAAAUGGCAAUGGCUAUAUUGUCCAGUUUGUGAUCAUUUCUUCAACAGAGACACGAGCGCUGCAAAGAAUAUUCUCUUAUUGGGAAUCUUACACCAAACCGCAGAUUACAGGCCAUGGAUUUAUCGUCCUUUACCUGCCGAUAUCGUGCAUAUUGGGAGGAAAAUUGAUCUUGCUACAUUACAAGAACUAGAUCUUUCAUCACAAGGAUUCACAGAGACCUCUUCGUUUUCAAGACUAAAGGCAUUAGAGAUACUCGACUUGUCAACCAACAGAUUCCAAUUGAUUCGUCAUAUCAAGGGUUUGUUUGAUCUACCACGAAUCAAACAACUCAAACUCAAAGGAAACCCAGUCACCAAGGCUGAGGCAUAUAGACUCACUGUCAUUGCUAAUUUACCAACAUUACAAGUAUUGGAUGAUAUUGUAGAGGUAAAGGAUCCAUUAUUGAAUCCAUCGUCAUCAUCAUCAUCAUCAUCAACCGAUGACUCUAAUGAUAUUUUAGAAGCCAAUGUAAAGGAACCAGAACCUCCUAAAAAGGUCGAAAAACCAGUGGUCGUAGAAAAGAAAGAAGAGAAACCAGUAGUAGCAACACCAAAGGAAGAACCAAAACCAACUCCAACACCAACUCCAACUCCAAAACCAGCAGCACCAGUAGAAAAGAAAGAAGAGAAACCAGUAGCAGCAGUAGCACCAAAAGUUGUAGAGAAAAAGGAAAAACCAAUUGAAAAGGAGAUCAAGAAGAAAUUAGUAUUUGUAGACGAAGAUACAUUAUUUGAUUCAAAACCAAAGGCACAAUUAUCAUUUGAAGAAGAAGAAGAUAAAUCUAAAUUAUUAUUUGGAGAUGACGAUGAUAGCGAUUUAAAGGCAUUGGAAAAGAAAAAGGCACCAGCCAAAAAAGCAGCGGAACCCAAAAAGUUAUUAUUCGAAGAUGAUGAUGAUGGAGACAGUUUAUUUGCACCAUCCAAGAGCACCAAGGCAGCCAACAACAGCAACACCAAAUCAUCGGAUGAUUUGGAUGACCUUUUUUCAUCGUUUGGAGGUGGUCAAGACAAGUCUAUCAGCAAAGAAUUCGAUGUAUCAAGUUAUAUCGAGUCACAAAAGAAUAGAAAGAAACAAUCAUUGUUUGAAAUGGAGAAUGAAAAUAUUGACAUAAUACCAGACAGUCCUACCCUAAAUAGUAACAAUAACAAUAAUAAUAGCAAUGGAAUAGACUAUAGUCCUAGUUCACCUUCUUCUCUGAUUAGUGGUUAUACAAAACCUAAACAUCGUCCAAAGUUAUACCCAUUCCAUUUUAAUAUUCAUUUACCAAAUAGUCGUAAUAGAGCAAAAUGGAGGUAUGAUUUGGGAGCUUUUAUCGAGAGUCAUAGGGUUCAAGUUUUUAUUGUUGGAUUGAUCAUCUUGGAUUUGGUCAUAACUAUUGUAGAACUAUUCUUGGAGGAAACUUAUAAAUGUACUGAUCAUCAUGAUAUACCUCAUGCUGUUCAAACUGCUGAAGAUGUAUUUCAAAUUAUGACUUUGGUUUUACUAGGAUUAUUUGAAAUUGAAAUUAUUGGAUUACUUUUAUCAUUUGGAUUUGAUUUCUUUAAACAUCCACUUUAUGUAUUGGAUGCCAUCAUUAUUACAGUGUCUAUAGUUGUAGAUGUUGUAUUUAGAGAAUCUGCCAGCAACCUUUUAGUUAUUUUUAGAUUAUGGAGACUUGUUCGAGUUGGACAUGGUAUUGCAGUUUCAGUAGAGACACAUGACAGAAAUAAAUACAAACAUUUGAAACGACAUUUCAAGAAAUGUAAAGCACAUUACAAACAAGUUGAAGAGGAGAACCAGGAACUCCGAAAAAGAUUGGAUCUCAGUUCACCUAGCUCUCAUUUCUCACCAUCACAUAUCCCAGGUAUUAGCAACAACAACACAACCACCACCUCCACCACUAAAAGACAAGAUAAUAAUAACAAUCAUAGCAACACAUCUAGAAACGAUUUAUCGACAUCACCAACCUUUUCACCAUCGACUUUUACAUCAAUGGAUUCACCAACAGUUUCCAAUCAUUCAUCAGGCCCUCAAAGUAGAAAGAUUUAUAAACAAACCAAAACAAAGAAGAAUAAGAAAUCAAAUACUAGUAAAUACCCAAGUGAUGAUGAUGAUGAUGACGACGAUGAUGAAAUUAGUCAAGAUGAAGAUCAAUAA